Molecule: messenger RNA, 1131 nt
Organism: Penicillium expansum
Lineage: Eukaryota; Fungi; Ascomycota; Eurotiomycetes; Eurotiales; Aspergillaceae
Product: Peptidoglycan-binding Lysin subgroup
Exons: 2
Coding region: 1-1131 (376 amino acids)
Molecular function (GO): chitin binding
Source: RefSeq, a predicted model, not a curated record
AUGGGGCACUUCCACCUUAGCAACUUCAUUGCUCUCAUUGGCAUCCUUUUGGUUGGUCCGACAGCAACAUCUGGUGCAGCUGUUUCCGUUGUAUCUCAAGCAGAUAGCAACGAUAUUUGUUCCAAAUAUGUUGUCCAGGCUGGCGAAACUUGUUCUGCGAUUGCCCAAGCCCACUCUAUCACCACGGCUGAUAUCGAAACCUACAACGCUCAAAGCUGGGCAUGGACUGGUUGCGGACAGAUAUCGCAGGGUGAUUUCAUCUGCCUCAGUUCUGGAGAGUCCCCAAUGCCAGUUGCGCUUCCACAUGCUGUUUGUGGUCCCCAGGUGCCUGGAACGGCACGCCCGAACACCUGGUCUAAACUGGGGUCUUUAAAUCCGUGUCCGGCCAAUCAAUGCUGCUCUUCGUCGGGUCUUUGUGGAACCACUCCGGACUUUUGCACCUCUGCGGCUCAUGUCCCUGUAGCAUUGUCUAUGUCCACCGAUACUCAACCCAAUCAAUUGACAACCACAUCACAAGCGAUUACUAUAUCUACUAGCCCAGCUAUACCUCUUCAGAAAGUUGUGACUAGCAGUGAGACCUCAUCCAGCAUGACCACAUCGACCAGUGCAACCACGUCUGUCCCCACAACCACGUCAACCACCACGACCACUAAGACUACUUCAACUCUUAAGACCACGACGACAUCAACCAUAUCAUCCCAAACAAAAACAAAGACAAGCACCAGUACCAGCACGACCAAACCAAAAAUUGUUAAACCAUGGUCACUCACAAUGUACACCAAGCAAGACUGCAAGGGCGACUACUAUGUACUCCAAGGACACAACAAGGGCUACUCGGAUACCUGCCUGAACUUACACGGAGGUCUCAGUAGCAAGGACACAGAUACCGGUGUUUCCUGCAAAUGGUUUACAAACGACGGCAAGUCCAGCACUAAAUGUGAUUCCGGCGCCCUCACUAGACCUCAAUCCUGGAUAGUAGAGACCGGUAUUUGCACUGUAUUCAGUGUUAAAGAUUGUAAACAUGAUUUGCAUUCUAAUGCUUAUACACCUGUGCCUAAGCAUCCUUGUCAGAAUCGGGGCAAAUUCGAUACGCCGUACUUUGUUUCUAUGAAUUGUUAUACCGAGGGUUGA